Molecule: messenger RNA, 2102 nt
Organism: Sebastes umbrosus (honeycomb rockfish)
Lineage: Eukaryota; Metazoa; Chordata; Actinopteri; Perciformes; Sebastidae
Product: DENN domain-containing protein 2D-like
Exons: 16
Coding region: 150-1841 (563 amino acids)
Cellular component (GO): nucleoplasm; cytosol
Source: RefSeq, a predicted model, not a curated record
GUUGUUGACACGACCGGUGUGUGUGCUGUGGAAGAGAACAUUUUAAGCUGGUAUUUAUAGAUGGAGGAAUAAAAUCAAAGUUAUGUCAGAAUAUUAGAAGUGGAUCCAGUGGAGAAAUACUUUCCUUACAUGUGCUAAGCCCAAGACAAAUGGACAAGACGUCACAGCAAGCGCAGAAUCCGGACCAGCGACUGUCUCCAAACUCAAGAAGGAGUUUCAGCUUCUCAUCUCUCCGUAUUACCAAAAGGAGCAACAGUUGUGAAGAGAGUGGAUUUACGGAGAGGCGGAAAGGGUUGCGGUCUUUUUCAUCAGUUCGGGAGACAUCCAGAAAGGAGUCAGUCCCAGAUGGAGCUGGUGUCUCACAGCUACACUGUACUCAGGACCAGGUGAAUCAGACAGCAGCCAUCCCGUCAGGUGAAGAUGAAGGUGGACGACAAGGGGCCCUCAAGAGGUUCAGUGCCAUGUUGUCCUCCUUCCGCAAAGGCAAAAGAGAUAGAGUCAAAGAGCCUGAGUCGACAGAGCCGCUGGGCCCGGCGGUGGCAGACAACACACCCAGGCAGCACCGCUACGUCAGUGGUCAGUACUUCUUUGAGUAUCUGGUGGUGGUCAGCCUCAUGAAGACCAAGGACGGCAGCAGCUACGAACCUCAGAUCACCUACCAGUUUCCCAAGAGAGAUGGGAUGGCGAGAUCUCAGAAGGAGGACGAGGAGAAGACGUUAAAGGCGCUCACUCUCUUUUGUUUCCCAGAGGGCAUCAACUGGGCUCCUUUGACUGAAUACCACAGUGAGACUUUCUCCUUUGUUCUGACUGAGGUCGAUGGCAGCAGAAGAAAUGGAUACUGCAGGAGGUUACUGCCCGGAGGGAAAGGAGCUCGACCACCUGAGGCGUACUGCAUCAUCAGCUCGCUGGCUUGUUUCGGCCUCUUCUCCAAGAUAUUUGACGAGGUGGAGAAGCGGCGGCAGAUCUCCAUGGCCAUGAUCUACCCAUUCAUGCAGAAGCUGAGGGAGUCUCCAUUCCCAGCUCCGGGAAACACUGUGGAGAUUAAGAGCUUCAUUCCUGGGUCGGGCACAGAGAUCAUCAGUCUGACCCGGCCGCUGGAUUCCUGGCUGGAGCACGUAAACUUCAACACGCUCUUCGGCUGCCUGACGGACGAGGAGGUGUUACUGGUGUUUGCUGCCGCCGUCUUGGAGAGACGGAUUGUUUUCAUCGCUGAUGAACUGGGCACGCUAUCCCAAGUCAUUCAUGCCGUAGCAGCCCUCCUCUACCCCUUCACCUGGCAGCACACCUUGAUCUCCAUUGUUCCGGAGAUCCUGAUCGACGUAGUGAUGGCACCCACCCCCUACCUGCUGGGAGUCCAGAAACGCCUGCUGGACCUGGUCGACGACCAGGGUGACCUGCUGGUGGUCGACUUGUCUGAGGAUAAAAAGGAGACUUUCAUUGGUUCAGUUGGGGAUGAAAGCUCUAUUCUGCCCCCGAAGCUCCAAACUGAAAUACUAGAGGCACUAAGUAACAGACAAAAAGCAUCAACGGUGGAGGAGAUGAACCGGGUGGUGUCGGAAGCCUUCCUGCAUUUCUUUGUGAGAACAGUCGGCCAUUACAGCUCGUAUGUGAAAUACAGUAAUGCUGGAGGGCAGGGGGUGUUUGAAAAGAGACGUUUCUACAAGGCCAUUGAUUCCAAGACCACGCGACACUAUGUCAAGAAGUUCAUCCAGACGCAGAUGUUUGACCUGUUUAUUCAGGACGUGGAGCAGCAGCAGCCUGGACCGCAGCAAGGAAUAUUUCACAGAAAGGUCCUUGAAUACCAAGAGAAGAAGAAAAGGGAGAAGACAAAGAAACACUAGCUCUCAGCGCAGGACCCCUGGUGUAUAUAAAGUAGUAGAUAGGAAAAGAUGUGAAUGUUGUACUGUGUUUUAUGUCCUGUGUCAGUUUGGGUUUUAAACGAGUAUGUACCAAUGUGUGAAUUACUGUAUGGCUAUGUUGCUGCUACUCUGUGAAACACUGGCAGAAUGAGAGACUUCAGUUCCACGUGUUGGUUCUCAGCCUGUGGCCUGAUGAGCAAGAAAAUCAUUUCAAAUAAAGACUAGUUUUUCUAAGUCCAUGCA